AGCCGCGGCCGGGGCGGGCACGCCAGGGUGGGGGCCUCCGGGCCUGGCCCUCCCUCCGGCUCCGGCCCGACCCCCCUCCCGCCACCUACUGGCCCCGUCUCGCCCCGUCACCUAGACUCCGAGCCGCCACCUCCCCAGGGUCCCCACCUCUCCAGCCCUCCGACCUUCCUGCUUUGCCGCGGGGGCGGAAGUGACGAAGGCCCACGGGCACCCGCAAAAUGCUCCCGCCGACGCACAGCAGUGACGACACAUAAGGUUUCGGGGACUGAGGGGGUUUCAGACUUUCUCGCAGGAUUUCCGCUAGCUUCAGGUUCCUGGCAGGCGUCGGGACAGAGCCUGACCCAGGCUUCGGCGGCCGGUGGCAGCUCUCGAUCAGCUCUCGCAGUCGGAGAGGCGGCUAAGGAAAGGUUCCACAGCAGAGGCGCGCAGGAGAGGCCCUAGAACCUUUUCAAAGAAGAAUGGAAGAAACCAUGAAGCUUGAUACGAUGGAAGACACAGUGGAGUACCACCUGUUCCUGAUACCAGAUGAGUCAAGGGACUCAGAUAAACACGAAGAGGUUCUUCAAAAGUACAUUGAGAGAAUAAUGACUCAGUUUGCACCUAUGCUGGUCCCCUACAUCUGGCAGAAUCAGCCUUUCAAUCUCAAAUAUAAACCUGGGAAAGGAGGUGUUCCUGCUCAUAUGUUUGGCGUGACAAAGUUUGGGGAUAAUAUUGAGGAUGAAUGGUUUAUUGUUUAUGUAAUAAAGCAGAUCACAAAGGAAUUUCCAGAGUUAGUAGCAAGGAUUGAAGACAAUGAUGGUGAAUUCUUGUUAAUAGAAGCUGCUGACUUUCUCCCUAAAUGGCUGGAUCCUGAUAAUAGCACCAAUAGGGUAUUUUUCCACCAUGGGGAACUGUGUAUUAUUCCUGCAUCACGAAAACCUGGAGCAGAAUCUUGGUUACCCGCCACACCCCCAACAAUUCCACAAGCAUUGAAUAUAAUCGCAGCACAUUCAGAAAAAAUACUUGCUUCAGAAUCUAUACGAGCUGCUGUGAAUAGGCGCAUCAGAGGGUACCCAGAAAAAAUUCAGGCCUCCCUUCAUCGAGCACACUGCUUCCUUCCAGCUGGCAUUGUGGCAGUGCUAAAGCAGCGCCCCAGAUUGGUGGCUGCAGCAGUCCAGGCAUUUUACCUACGAGACCCUAUUGACCUGCGAGCUUGUCGUGUUUUUAAGACAUUCUUGCCUGAAACACGAAUAAUGACAUCGGUCACAUUCACUAAAUGUCUAUAUGCACAGUUGGUGCAACAAAGGUUUGUGCCAGACCGGCGGAGUGGAUACAGGCUUCCUCCUCCAUCUGAUCCCCAGUACCGAGCCCAUGAAUUGGGCAUGAAAUUGGCUCAUGGAUUUGAGAUCUUAUGCUCCAAAUGUAGCCCACAUUUUUCUGACUGCAAGAAAUCUCUUGUGACUGCCUCACCACUCUGGGCCAGUUUCCUUGAAAGUCUGAAAAAGAAUGAUUACUUUAAGGGACUGAUAGAAGGUUCUGCUCAGUACCGGGAAAGGCUAGAAAUGGCAGAGAAUUACUUCCAGCUCUCAGUAGACCGGCCAGAAAGUUCUCUUGCUAUGAGCCCUGGUGAAGAAAUCUUAACCUUAUUACAGACAAUACCAUUUGAUAUAGAAGACCUUAAGAAAGAAGCAGCUAAUCUUCCCCCAGGGGAUGAUGACCAGUGGUUAAAUCUCUCACCAGAUCAGCUGGACCAGCUGCUGCAGGAAGCUGCUGGCAAAAAAGAAUCAGAGUCUGUUUCCAAGGAGGAGAAGGAGCAGAACUGUGACUUAACUCAAGUCUCAGAGAGCAUGAAAGCUUUCAUAUCCAAAGUCUCAACCCACAAGGGAGCAGAGCUGCCUCAAGAACCUUCUGAAGCUCCAAUCACUUUUGAUGCAGAUUCUUUUCUUAAUUAUUUUGAUAAGAUUUUAGGGCCAAGGCCUCAUGAGUCAGAUUCUGAUGAUCUGGAUGAGGAAGACUUUGAAUGUUUAGAUAGUGAUGAUGACUUGGACUUCGAAACACACAAACCUGGUGAAGAGGCUUCUCUGAAAGGAACUCUUGAUAAUCUCAAGUCAUACAUGGCCCAGAUGGACCAGGAACUAGCACACACCUGCAUCAGCAAAAGUUUCACCACUAGGAAGCAAGUGGAACCUGUAUCCCAGACUACCGAUAACAAUUCAGAUGAGGAAGAUUCUGGUACAGGAGAAUCUGUUAUGGCACCUGUAGAUGUAGACCUGAAUCUGGUUUCAAAUAUAUUGGAAUCCUAUAGCUCCCAAGCUGGACUGGCAGGACCUGCUUCCAAUCUUUUACAAAGCAUGGGAGUGCAGCUGCCUGACAACACGGAUCACAGACCAACAAGUAAGGCAACGAAAAAUUAACCAGCACAUUUAGCUUCUCUUUUUUCUUUUUAAAUAAAUAUUGAAUAUGAUUCUGUUCA
Molecule: messenger RNA, 2452 nt
Organism: Symphalangus syndactylus (siamang)
Lineage: Eukaryota; Metazoa; Chordata; Mammalia; Primates; Hylobatidae
Gene: ECD
Product: ecdysoneless cell cycle regulator
Cellular component (GO): nucleus
Source: RefSeq, a predicted model, not a curated record